GCCAACAACGGAUAGUUUCCUCCGAUGAAAGGAGGGGUAAUACCUAUCGUAUCGUCCCUUCAAGAUACGUGUCUAUGCCCUAGAUCUCUGCGUUUCCCUUACCGUUGAUACUCGAGCGCUUUCGCUGGUCAUAUUACCCACGUAACCAGCCCGACACGACGCGGACGUGAUUCAGUGAAGAAUGGAGGCCACAAAUCAAGCCAGCGCGGCUGGUACGUCUGCCUCCACAGCCGCCACAGCCUCGCCGGCCGUGGCCACGAUUGAGCCUACGGUAGUAGCAAACGACCCGAACCCUGUUGUCCCAGCUGAAGACGACGAUCACGAUUCUUUGGCGGACACAGAGAGCGUAACGACUGAGUCAACUGCUUCGCUUGCCGAGAGUAUCACAGAAUACCGCAGGAUCCAUGGUCGUACUUACACGCAAAAGGCCGAUUACUGGGGCCCGAACGAUGAACAGCAAAAUGAAGGGCUUGAUCUCGCGCACUAUUGGGAGACCCUUCUUCUGGGCGACAAGCUUUUCCUUUCGCCACUGGGCGAUGGUCCGUUGAAGGUCCUUGACUUGGGAACCGGUACUGGCAUCUGGGCAAUGGACUUUGCUGAUGAGUUCCCGUCUUCCGAAGUAACGGGCGUUGACAUCUCACCCAUUCAGCCGGGGUGGGUGCCGCCCAACUGCAAAUUCCAAAUCGACGAUGUCGAACAGCCGUGGACAUGGACACCUGAUUUUGAUUUCAUUCAUCUCCGCCACAUGGAAGCUUGCAUCUCCGACUGGCCAGCUUUCUACAAGCAAAUUUAUGAUCACCUCAAGCCCGGUGGAUAUUUCGAAAUGAAGGAUUUUGACAUUGAGUUCCGCUCCCAAGCCUACGGGGAUAGUCUCCCGGAAGAUCACGUCUACCGUAGAUGGGGUAAGAUCUUCUUCGAGGCUGCAAACCAUCUCGGCAAGUCAAUGGACCAGUCCCGAGGUGGGCAUAAGAUCGCCGAUGCUAUGAGAGACGCUGGUUUCGUCGACGUUGUGGAGAAGAGCUGGCCUGUACCUAUCGGAGGGUGGCCCAAUGAUCCCACGCUGAAGGAAGUUGGCAUUUGCAACCUGGAGUUCCACGACCAGUCGCUCGAGGGCUUUUCGAUGUUUCUGUUGACUCAGGUGAUGGACUGGGACACCAUAUCGGCGGGGGUGUUCGUCGCUGAAGCACGUAAAGCCCUCAAGGACCCAAAGCUUCAGACGGUGAUAUACUUGCAAAAUGUCUACGGACGCAAACCUGAGGGAACGACUUAAUUGGGCUCUGUAGGCUGGUUCCUGCCAUAGCUUUGUUCAUCUCGGCUAGUCCUGAAUAGCAGCGUAGCUACUUUACCUAGAUUGAUUGGGGUCUCACAGCACCUUCUAUGGAGCGAACUGAGAAGCAGACGGGAGCAACAAAUAAUGUUCUUGGCC
Messenger RNA from Colletotrichum phormii, 1426 nucleotides. RefSeq names its product S-adenosyl-L-methionine-dependent methyltransferase. The record is from RefSeq and is a predicted model, not a curated record. Lineage: Eukaryota; Fungi; Ascomycota; Sordariomycetes; Glomerellales; Glomerellaceae. The transcript has 7 exons. Gene Ontology annotation, molecular function: methyltransferase activity. The coding region runs from base 182 to 1270 and encodes 362 amino acids.